GGCGGCGGCCUGGGAGGAAGCGGAGGAGGCGGAGGCGGCCGUGGCGUUUGCCCGCCUGCUUUUUCGAUCGUUUUCUCCGCCCCCGCCGGUCUCGCCGCCGCUGAAGAGAGCCGGGUGCGCGCUGUCGCAACCUGCCUUCAUCCUGGCCGGCGACAGUAAGACCGGACCCACAUCCUUACCAACCUCCCUGUCUCGGCGGCUGCGGAGCGGGCUCUACAGGGCACAGGCGGGCGGCCCAGGCGCCUGAAGGUUACCGAGUGCAUGAGCGCCUAGCCUCCCGCACUGCCCCGCCCGCCCGCCGGCUCGCCCGCCAGCCCUUCGGCGCCCGGCGGCGGCGGCGGCGGCGGCGACGGCCGCAGGAGGCGCAGUCUCCCUCCCAGGUGCGCGUUUCGCUCCCGGAGCCGCGGAACUCGGCGGCCGCCAUGACGUCCAACAUGGACCGGGAGAUGAUCCUGGCGGAUUUUCAGGCAUGUACUGGCAUUGAAAACAUUGAUGAAGCUAUUACAUUGCUUGAACAAAAUAAUUGGGACUUAGUGGCAGCUAUUAAUGGUGUAAUACCCCAGGAAAACGGCAUUCUGCAAAGUGACUAUGGAGGUGAGACUAUAUCAGGACCUGCAUUUGAUCCAGCAAGUCACCCAGCUCCAGCUCCUGCUCCCUCUUCCUCGUCAGCAUUUCGACCUGUAAUGCCAUCUAGGCAAAUUGUAGAAAGGCAACCGCGGAUGCUGGACUUCAGGGUUGAGUACAGAGACAGAAAUGUUGAUGUGGUACUUGAAGACAGCUGUACUGUUGGAGAAAUUAAACAGAUCUUAGAAAAUGAACUUCAGAUACCUAUGUCUAAAAUGCUGUUAAAAGGCUGGAAGACUGGAGACGUGGAAGACAGUACGGUCUUAAAAUCACUACACUUGCCAAAAAACAACAGUCUUUAUGUCCUUACACCAGAUUUGCCGCCACCUUCAUCAUCUAGUCAUGCUGGUGCCCUGCAGGAGUCAUUAAAUCAAAACUUCAUGCUGAUCAUCACCCACCGAGAAGUCCAGCGGGAGUACAACCUGAACUUCUCAGGAAGCAGUACCAUUCAAGAGGUAAAGAGAAAUGUGUAUGACCUCACGAGUAUCCCUGUUCGCCAUCAGUUAUGGGAGGGCUGGCCAACUUCUGCCACAGAUGACUCCAUGUGUCUUGCUGAAUCAGGACUCUCUUAUCCCUGCCAUCGACUUACAGUGGGAAGAAGAUCUUCACCUGCACAGACCCGGGAGCAAUCUGAAGAGCAAAGCACCGAUGUUCAUAUGGUUAGUGAUAGUGAUGGAGAUGACUUUGAAGAUGCUUCCGAAUUUGGGGUGGAUGAUGGAGAAGUAUUCGGCAUGGCGUCAUCUGCCCUGAGAAAAUCUCCAAUGAUGCCAGAAAACGCAGAAAAUGAAGGAGAUGCCUUAUUACAAUUUACAGCAGAGUUUUCUUCAAGAUAUGGUGACUGCCAUCCUGUAUUUUUUAUUGGCUCAUUAGAAGCAGCUUUUCAAGAGGCCUUCUAUGUGAAAGCCCGAGAUAGAAAGCUUCUUGCUAUCUACCUCCACCAUGAUGAAAGUGUAUUAACCAACGUGUUCUGCUCACAAAUGCUUUGUGCUGAAUCUAUUGUCUCUUAUCUGAGUCAAAAUUUUAUAACCUGGGCUUGGGAUCUGACAAAGGAUGCCAACAGAGCAAGAUUUCUGACAAUGUGCAAUAGACACUUUGGCAGUGUUGUUGCACAAACCAUUCGGACUCAAAAAACAGAUCAGUUUCCACUUUUUCUGAUUAUUAUGGGAAAGCGAUCAUCUAAUGAAGUGUUAAAUGUGAUACAAGGUAACACAACAGUGGAUGAGUUAAUGAUGAGACUCAUGGCUGCAAUGGAGAUCUUCACAGCCCAACAACAGGAAGAUAUAAAGGAUGAGGAUGAACGAGAAGCCAGAGAAAAUGUGAAGAGAGAACAAGAUGAGGCCUAUCGCCUUUCACUUGAGGCUGACAGAGCAAAGAGGGAAGCUCAUGAGAGAGAGAUGGCAGAACAAUUUCGUUUGGAACAGAUUCGAAAAGAACAAGAAGAAGAACGUGAGGCCAUCAGGCUCUCCUUAGAGCAGGCCUUGCCUCCUGAGCCAAAGGAAGAAAAUGCUGAGCCUGUGAGCAAGCUCCGGAUCCGGACCCCAAGCGGCGAGUUCCUCGAGCGGCGUUUCCUGGCCAGCAAUAAGCUCCAGAUCGUCUUUGAUUUCGUAGCUUCCAAAGGAUUUCCAUGGGAUGAAUUCAAGUUACUGAGUACCUUUCCUAGGAGAGAUGUAACCCAGCUGGACCCAAAUAAGUCAUUAUUGGAGGUAAAGUUGUUCCCUCAAGAAACCCUUUUCCUUGAAGCAAAAGAGUAAAGAUGGCUCAGCGGUGGAACCAGCCAUUCCUUGACAAGCCAGAGGCCUGCAUCAAGAGGAGGGCUCCUCGUCAACCCAUUUACACGCUCGUCUCACUCAACUCAAUGUCACACUUCUGCCUCUUGCAAGAUUGCUGGAAAAAAGUAAUAAUAAACAUAGCUACUUAAAAUUUCCCAUCCACGAGUAUAUGUUCCCAAUCCUCAUUGUAGAGAAUUACAACUCUUCCACCCUGACCCCCUUCACCUCACCCUUGUUCAAUGACUAAUGCGCUGUUAAACUGUGAGUGAUCAUGAAGUAGGAUUUUUACCUCUCCAGUGCCCAUCUUCUCCACACAGGGUCUGGGACCGUUCUGCCUGACCUGUGACAGGAGGCUGCUGUGUAUAUGAUAUGUCUCAUUGAGCCAGGGCUUACACACCCCUGCCUUUUUCUCUUCAUGACUGGAUUUCUACUUUGUCACCCAAUUUUAAGAGGCAGGGGGAAAAAGUCAAAUGGGACUUCUUGGCAUGGAGAUUAAACAUUGUUGUAGGAAAACAAAAGGCAUAUCAUUUUUGUUGAUAACUUCCUGACUCCUUUACUAAGAUGUAAGGUUGUGUUCGAGGACUGCAUCUGACAUAUAGCAAGAUGUUUAUUUAUUGCUGCUGCCUUGGGUCCCCAGGUUCCAUCUGGGAGUUAUUUGCUGUUCCAUUGCAGUGUGAGAAACUGUUUAAGCUCACCAUGUGAAUGUUGAGAUAGUGUGAAGAGGACCAGUACCAGGACUCAGUGUCUGGCCCAGCUGCAGGAAGCUGCUGUUAGGUUUGCGCUUGGGCAGGUAGAGCCUCAUGGACACCAGCUCCCAGGGUGCUGGUCCGUCAGUGAACGCAACUUCUCUCUUGCUCUUUUCUCCCUCUACUCCAUCACAUGUUUGGACCUUGUCACUUGGUGUUUUAAGCACCUUGACUGUCGCCAAAAUCCGAUCAGCCACCCCAUGGACUCUGAGCCUGGCUAUAAUAAGGAACCUGCCCCACUGUUUCACUGUUUUAAUGUUUCAGUAGUAGAUGGUAGACUUCUAUCUCAAACAAAAGGGAUCUCAUUCUGUGGCUGAAAAUUCUGAUUUCAUAUAUUUAAGAGAGCAAACCUGGGGGCUCAGCUCAGAAGACAUGUAUUGCCUGAACUUACAUAUAAUAAUUUGGGAUGAUUUAGUAAAUGUGGAUUCUUAAUAAUCUAUGGAUUUGGGGUUGGAAAUUUAGUUCUUGCAAGAACUGUUUAUACCUUCACCACUAGUGAUUUCUUUUCAGUCUUGAAAUGUUUUUCCGUAUCUGUUUUUGUAUCACCUGUGGUCUCUAUCCUAGGGUUUGGGACCCUGAUUUGACAUUUUGUACGUGCCCAGAAGAGUCUUAAGUGCUGGGUUUAUCCCCCUGACCCAAACCAAGGGGUUCUCAGGAGACUCUAACAACAGCCUGAGAUAUGCCUGGUCAUUUUCCCUCUGCCCAGAAAUGGGCAUUGGCCAGGAAAAUUCCACCUUGUGUCUUUUCUCUGACACGCAAACCAGGGACCUCCCCUGAACACUCUCGAAAGAGAAGUGUGUUCCUAACAGACUAGUGCUACAUCUGCCUGUGUACAGGCCUUCUCUGGCCCCAGGGGUCUCUCAAGGGAGGCUGUAAGGAAAAGAGGCCCAAAGUGGGGUAGUUCAACCUGAGCACUUCCUCUCCAGCUCCAUUCCCACCUUCCUAAACUGAUGGCCCCACAAGAUGAUCAUUUCCAAUGCUACAGAUGGACUCGGGCGCCAGCUCUUCUUUCUCCAGGGAGCCCAUGUUCUGUAGCUGCUGUGGAGAAGCAACAGCCCUGAACUCAGGCCACACUCAGGACCAGCAGCAAAUGGUGUGGGUGGGGACUGGAGGGAGGCAACUCUGAGUUCACUCUCAUGUCUGACCUGUUCCAUCUAAUUUGGGUUUGACUGCAUCAUAUUGUUCCCCUCUAUCACCUUCACUUCUGUAUUCCAAUAAUAUAGACUUUACUCUGAAACCGAUUUCAUAAAAGUUAUUAAAUGUUACUUGAACCUGUAUGAAGUUUACACACCCUUUUUCAACCCUGCCUUGAAAAGUUCUUGCUCAGUCUCAUGAAAUCCUAUCGUAUUGGUCCCUCUGCUAGGAGACACCUCAGCUAGUUAUCACUGUUCACUCAUGCCAUUCUGUUCUACUGAGCUUUAGAACAGGAGGCCAGAAUAUGUUAAGUCCUUUCUUACAAACACAACGUUAAAAUGACAUAUAAAGUUAGGAUCCAAGAAAAACAUUAAGUGACUUACUGUCCCCACAGAAACAGCAGUGUCCUUUGUAAUUCUUCCUCCUACCAUUGGCUUUACUGCUUCCUUGGGCUUUAUAUCCCAGCCUUCAGACACAGAAGUGUGUCAGUCAGGACACGUGUUCUGUGUUCUUGCCCAGCUGUCUAGAGUGACAUUCCAGGGCUGCAGUCAUCCCUGCCUCAAUCCAGUUCACUCCUUUGUAUUUCUUGGAUUAUCAUUUGUAUGUUUGGAGAAAUUGUUUGAAGGCUUAAGGAAGUAUUGCCGAUUUCCUGCUGCCUCUCGGAAGGUGCAGUGUGGAGUUUGCUGGUUUACUGUGGUGUCGUGCUUGGGCACCACUAGUUUUCUGGGACACACAGGUGUUCAUUUUUGAACUGCAAGCAUCCAAGUUCUGAGUUCUUUUAUGGAGUCUUUACUUUUCAGUGUAAGAGAAGAGGAUUCAGUAUUUUAUAGAUUUUAUUGGUGACAUUAAAAACAUUAAAUAAGUCUGCAGUUGUAUUAAAAUUUCUACUCUCAAAGCUUGACAUGCUGAGUCAAAUGUGCUGGUCAGUGAGGUUGCAGAGCUCCAGCAGAUUUCCCUGAAAGCCCAGAAGUUCAUCUGGAUGUGGGAGGGGGGUCUUAACUGUCUCCAUAAGAAGCAUCUCUGAUUGACACACUUCCACCAUCCCCCUCAGCCCCUCAUCCGACCAGUCCUGAAUCCCACAGGCAGAUGGGAUGUGAAAUCUUAAAUUCAGUUCAGGAGUAAUUCACUUUACAGUCUAAGGGACCCUUCCACGUGCAUUAUCUCAUUUGAUCCUUUUUCAGAUUCUUGGAGGGAGACCUAAACACACACACACACAUUCCAGAGACUACAGUGUCUUUCAGUUUGAACCUUGGUUCUGCCACUAAAUAGCUAUGCAACCCAAGAUGAGUAAACUCUUUGAACCUCAGUGUGCUGACAACAUUUGCACAGCACUUUGCAUUUUACCACACCUUCCCCAGCCAUCACUACAGUCCACUGCAGCGAGGGAAGCAGGCCAGGCGUGAUCAUUCCAUUUUAUACAUGAGGCUCAGAGGGUAGAUGCGUGCCUGAAGUCGCAGAGAAUGGCAGUAGAAAAGUAGAACUCAAGCCCCAGGCUCUGAUUUUCAGGUCCACAGCUCUUCCAUAAAGAACCUCUAAGUUGCAUGUCCAAACAUGGAUCUUGGAAUUCCCUACAAUUGUAUACAAAAAGUUAAACGUGUACUAUUCUGGAAGGAGAAUCUGUAUUUAUCAGAUUGUUAGUGGGUUCGAUUGACACCCCCCCCCCACUUACAUUAUGCAAACAACAUCAGACCAUUUGGGAAGUUGAAUCUGUCCAUUCUUCUCAUCAAGCCUUUUAUUUUUAAUCUAAAAGCCACAAAGAGGGUAAGAUGCAACAACCAGGCUUUCCUGCCUUGAACCUGCCUCUACCUUUAGUGCUUCUCCUCUGUCUCAGUCUGCUUUGGAAGAUCGCCAUUAACAACCCCAACUGGCCAUACAGCUCCUGCAUUUUGAAAGUCUGCCCUGAAAGGAAACACCAGUUAAAGAGACCUGCUCUCCAGUCUUCAGUCAAUUAACUGUGACAUAAUGUGUGGUUAAGAGAAUAGCCUCUGAAGACAUAUUGCCUGAAUUCAAGUCACUCCCCUACUUAAUAGUGUGCCCUUGGGAAUCCCUUCACCUUCCUGUGCCUCAGCUUUUUAGCUGUGAAAUGUAUAAUAAAAGUACCUGGUUGAUAAA
This is a messenger RNA of Dama dama (fallow deer), 6385 nucleotides long. RefSeq names its product Fas associated factor 1 (gene FAF1). NCBI's taxonomy places the organism in Eukaryota, Metazoa, Chordata, Mammalia, Artiodactyla, Cervidae. The transcript has 19 exons. The record is from RefSeq and is a predicted model, not a curated record. Gene Ontology annotation, cellular component: nucleus; endoplasmic reticulum. The coding region runs from base 423 to 2375 and encodes 650 amino acids. Gene Ontology annotation, molecular function: ubiquitin binding; NF-kappaB binding.